AAAAGAAACAAACAAUUAUUGAACCAAAAUGGAGGAUAUCAAAUUAGUUCAACGAUUUCUGAAUGAUAUGCAGCAUAUCAAGGACUUUGAGCAUUUUAAAAACGCAACUGGUCUCCCCAGCAAGCAAAUCAACGCCAUAGAAAUUAACAAAGUGAAGAGACGACGUUUCAAUCCGCUGGAUGAAAUGAAUGAAAUUGAGUUCCGUAAAAAAUAUCGCUACACAAAAGAGAAUAUGCGGCGUAUUAUUGAAAUUGUGCGCGACGAUCUGGAAGUUGACUACUUUGAGUCAAUGAAAAGAAAUCAAGUGCCCAUCGACCUGCAAAUUUUAUCGGCCAUUCGAUUCUUCGGUGGCACGGAGCAUCCCCAACUGACGGCAAUGGCGCAUGGGGUCACACUGCACACACUGGCAAAGAUAACACGUCGUGUUGCCUCCGUGCUGUCAUCGAAGGCUUCCAGCUAUAUUCGAAUGCCGACAACGCUCUCCGAAAAGGAACGCAUGAUGCGCUCCUUUCAGGCGCUAUCGAAUAUGCCCCAAGUGAUUGGGGCUCUCGUCCAAACCACUGUGCACUUACAGCUGGAAAGCUCGCGGGCGCAGGCUAACCGAAGCGCUUACAGUGGAACCGAAUCUGAAUCAUCGGUGCCAACCGAGGAACUGUUGCAUUUGCAGCUGGUUUCAGAUGGCGAAUUUAAGAUCAGGGAUCUGGACAUACAUCUCUCGGAGGAGCUUGAUCUCAACAAUGCGUCUGAGCUGUUUUCGCUAUCACGAAUUAAAGAACGUUUUGAACAGAAUGAAUUCCGUGGACGCAUUUUAUUGGGCAAUGAUUCGCUUUCUUGCUCCAACAGUCUCUUCACACCCGUGCAGCAUCCAAAAACCAAGUCUGAAGAGCUUUAUAAUCAUGCACAUGCACUCACUUUUGCGCCGGCCAUUAAAUGUCUCAAUAUAUGGAUGCGUCGCUUUGGAAUUCUCGACAGUGAACUUUUGGGCACAUUUGGAUCUGCAAAGCAAACAAUUACCGCAUUGGCUCUGCUUCAUAAUAUGGCAAUGGAGUGGAACGAUCCAAGUAUAGAUGCCGAUAGCAUUAUCUCAUUCUACAAGCCCAACUUUUUAAGUUAUGCCCCUGGUAUAUCGCUGGUCGAAGAACAACGUAAUAGAAAGUAUUUUAUUAAAUCACAUUUCGCCAGCAACUAAACAUUAUUAAUCCAUAAAUGGAAAGAAUAUUAAUUUGUAUAAAACUUAAUUUUACUCAAUUAAUUUUAAGCAAGUAAUGUUAAUUUAAAUUAUACUAUUUAAUAUAUGUGCAAUCUACACUAACACUUUUAUUAUACAUUUUGAAUAAUAAUAUAAAUGUAAUUUUGAAAUAUAGGAUCCACAC
This is a messenger RNA of Drosophila grimshawi, 1373 nucleotides long. RefSeq names its product putative nuclease HARBI1. NCBI's taxonomy places the organism in Eukaryota, Metazoa, Arthropoda, Insecta, Diptera, Drosophilidae. Bases 29 to 1189 code for a protein of 386 amino acids. The transcript has 3 exons. The record is from RefSeq and is a predicted model, not a curated record.